UACGCUCUCUUCUCCGUCGCGUCCUCGUGUACUGCUCGUGCGUCCGCUGUCCGCUCGCUUACGACAGUUCGUACUCUCUCUCUCUCUUUCUCUCUCUCUCGGCUGGUUGAGAAUAAUUCGUUCGAGAAUCCCUCUUUCGACGGCCGCGCACGGAUCAACUCGCACGCGGAAACGGACGCAUAAAUGCAUCUCUCUUGAUAACCGGGCGCAGCCGACCGAGAAGAUGUCGAGCGAGAAUGACAGCGAGAUGGAUUGCUCGGACUCCGACUGCGGGGAUACGGGCUAUGAGGACUAUUAUAACAUCCAGCCGUGGGGAGGCGACGUGGAUAACGACGUAGACCCGGAGCAAAACAGGAGAGAUCCUGAGUAUGCGGUGUACGAUUGUUUACGAGUCGAACAAGUGGAACGGCUUCUGAACGAAAGCGUAGAGGUCUUAAGUACUAGCCUUCAUGUCACGCCUUCCCUAGCCAAAGUGUUGUUGCACGCACACAACUGGGCAUCACAGGAUAUUGUCACUAAGUAUCGUACCAAUGCUUCCACUUUAUUAAUAAAUUCAAAGAUUAAGCCUACUCCGGAACAAGUGCCAGGAACAAAGAGUCAGCGGGGCGGCGUGUGUUUAGUUUGUGUCAUGGUUUGUCCCGCAGACAAAUUUGCUACACUCACGUGUGGACAUUCGUUUUGCAAAGACUGUUGGUGUAUGCAUUUUGAAGUACAAAUAACUCAAGGUAUAUCUACAGGUAUCAGCUGCAUGGCACAGGAUUGCGAUGUUUUAGCUCCAGAGGACUUUGUCCUCUCCUUACUUACUAAGCCUAACAUGAGAGAAAGGUAUCAGCAGUUUGCCUUCUGUGAUUAUGUCAAGUCUCAUCCACAACUUCGAUUUUGCCCUGGUCCAAAUUGCCAAAUUGUUUUGCGCUCCAAGGAACAACGAGCAAAGAGAGUCAAAUGUUCAUCGUGUAAAACUGUAUUCUGCUUCCGAUGUGGUAUGGAUUACCAUGCACCUACCGAUUGCAGUACAAUUAAAAAAUGGUUAACGAAAUGUGCGGAUGAUUCGGAGACGGCGAAUUACAUUAGUGCUCAUACCAAAGAUUGUCCAAAAUGUCAUAUCUGCAUAGAGAAGAACGGUGGCUGCAAUCAUAUGCAAUGUUACAAUUGUAAGCAUGAUUUCUGCUGGAUGUGCCUUGGAGAUUGGAAAGCACAUGGUAGUGAAUAUUACGAAUGUUCCCGUUACAAGGAGAAUCCAAAUAUCGCGCAUGAGAGCGUUCACGCACAAGCGAGAGAAGCUCUGAAAAAGUACCUUCACUAUUACGAGCGAUGGGAGAAUCAUAGCAAAUCAUUAAAGUUGGAGGAGCAAACGUUAGAGGGGAUUAAGAUGAGAAUUAAUAAUAAAGUGAUGAAAGCUAGUGGUACAUGGAUAGAUUGGCAACAUCUAUUUGAGGCGGCGUCGCUUUUAGCGCGUUGUCGUUAUACUUUACAGUAUACGUAUCCGUAUGCCUAUUACAUGGAAUCUGGUCCGCGCAAAGAACUGUUUGAAUAUCAACAAGCUCAAUUAGAAGCAGAAAUAGAGAAUCUCUCAUGGAAGAUUGAACGAGCGGAAACAACAGAUCGAGGAGAUUUAGAAAAUCAAAUGGACAUUGCAGAAAAGCGUCGUGUUACUUUAUUGAAGGAUUUCCUCGAGUAAGACAAUGGAAUGCGACAAUGUAAAGACUAAAAGGAUUUUGUCUGAGUAUUAUCAGUACAGAAAAUAAUUUAGCAGCGCCAUGUCCUCAAUCAUUGGUUGAAUCUGAUAUGACAUAGAGAUUGUAACAAUAUCAUGUACAGUAGUAUUGGUUUCACACACAAAGACGAAUUUUUUCACGUUUUACCAAAAUAAUCUUUAGGAUAACUUGGCUUAUGCGGCGACAAAGACUAGACUUUACUUAAAUUCCAAAAAUAUUAUUAUCAUGACGAAAUCGAUAAGGAAAGUAUUAACCGUAUCGAUGACUGAUUUAUCAAUGAUAAAUUCGAUGAUGAAAGCGUAUAUCCUUUUCCUAGUCUAAGAGUAUUUUUCAAAAGCGCGCCACAACGGAACGCUCCUUUUCCUUUUCUGAUUCUAUAUUCACCCAAGUAUACAAAAGACGCAAUUCAACAAAUAAAGCAAUUCAGUAAGCGUUCAAUGAUUUUUUAAAUAUGAUUGAUUCUUAUUUUUAAUUAAUUUAUAUAUUGAAUCUGAAUAUAAAAACCAAUCAUAAUAAAGAAUCUGGAUAAAUAAAAAAAAAUGGACUUAUAUUCUGAUACUAUAAUAUCACAUACGAAAAUACACUACGAUAGUAUUUUCUUACGCAAUAUUUUUCGAGAAUAAAGCUCCUGAGAACGCUCACUGAGCUUUGUCUGCUGAACGCAGUUAUACAUUUCUACUGACGCUAAUCGCACAGUUCGAUAGAAGGCACUGCAUAGGCGGUGAUACGAAAAGUAUCAGAGGACCGUACUACGUCUUUACUGCUGUUCGCGAUCCUCUCUCUGAACCUUAUUCGAAGUAUUGUUAAUGCUUAAGAUAUCUUUACGCCCAAUGAUCGACUAAAGAAAGAAAGAAA
Molecule: messenger RNA, 2570 nt
Organism: Trachymyrmex septentrionalis
Lineage: Eukaryota; Metazoa; Arthropoda; Insecta; Hymenoptera; Formicidae
Gene: ari-2
Product: protein ariadne-2
Exons: 8
Coding region: 224-1678 (484 amino acids)
Biological process (GO): positive regulation of proteasomal ubiquitin-dependent protein catabolic process; protein polyubiquitination; ubiquitin-dependent protein catabolic process
Cellular component (GO): ubiquitin ligase complex; cytoplasm
Molecular function (GO): zinc ion binding; ubiquitin conjugating enzyme binding; ubiquitin protein ligase activity
Source: RefSeq, a predicted model, not a curated record